Mercenaria mercenaria is the source of this 9548-nucleotide messenger RNA. RefSeq names its product estrogen receptor-like. Gene Ontology annotation, biological process: regulation of DNA-templated transcription. The record is from RefSeq and is a predicted model, not a curated record. NCBI's taxonomy places the organism in Eukaryota, Metazoa, Mollusca, Bivalvia, Venerida, Veneridae. Gene Ontology annotation, molecular function: zinc ion binding; DNA-binding transcription factor activity; sequence-specific DNA binding. The transcript is spliced from 10 exons. The coding region runs from base 508 to 2841 and encodes 777 amino acids.
UAGUGAAUCAUUUAGAAUAACAUUAUUAUAAAUAUAGUUAUAAAAAUGAAAUAGCAGACGAUAUAACGUUAAAUCUGUUACUCAUAUCGUAUGACUUUCAUGUACCGCCGGGUCACUUUGACACGGCGUAGCCUAUAUUCUGAACACUAUUAUCAGCAUUGUGAAAAAAUAUCAACACUUGUUUACUGACUGCACACGUAUUUAAAAUAUAAAGAUAUAUAACUUUGGAAUUUUCAUUCUGCAUUUACGUCUUUUAUAAAGGAUAUAAACAGUUAAAAGCUGGAAACUCUUAUAUGAAAUAUCGACGAAAAACGCGUUUUCUGUAAUACGAGCUCGGGUCAUUCAAAUCUAGUGUCAAAGCGUUUGAAACUAUUAUAAUAUAUUAAAUGUUAUUUUUGGGAAAUUGUAUUGAUACAGGAGAGUGAUAAUGUUUCACAAAAAGAUGCAGAAGCUCGUAAUUUUCGUGUCUCACAGAAAACAUAUGAAAACUAUUCGACGAGCGUGAAAAUGCCUCCUCCGAAGAAACCCAAAGUUGGUCGUACAUCUCUUGAACAGUUUUUAUCGGAGGAUGAGCGACAAAAUGUUCGUUUUCACAUGGACUCGGAAGGGCACAGUCCCACGGAAUCUGUUGAGGAAGGAUCUGACGGUGAAGUGUUUGUGCCGGCAAACGGGCAGUUGAAUUCCGGAGAACAAUUUAAAUCGACAUCAAAAGAUGAAAGUCCGGAAACUUUGUUUCAGAAAUUGUUUCGAAAGACGAGCUUAGAUGAGCAAAAAGUUCCAGGAAGCCCGGAACAGGACGCGCCUUCUCCUCCAGAAGGGGGUGUCAGGGUCGGGGCAUUUACAGCUUACCAGGAACAUUUAAGGCUUCAGUUGGAAAAACGACGUGAAAUAGGGGUGAAAAAUGAAUGCGUUUCACCAAGGCAAGAAAAAACUGAAACAUAUGAUCGGGUGGAAAACGAGGGUGCAUUCGAGCCAAGCUCGGCCCCGCGUCCGAAACUUUCACAUGAUCAGGGACGUUUGAUCGAUACUUUAGUUGCAUCGGCACUGGCAAGCAGUGCGGCACAAUCCAUCAUAUAUGGUUGUAGGUCGUCUCAAAAGGCUAUUGCAUCAAUGGCUAAUUUAUCACAAGGACAAAAUAACUCGUUUAGCACGUGUACUGCACGAGUCUAUGAAGCAGAGCCUCAUGAUUUGUCAAAGAAAUCAGAAAUGACUGGGAAACUUCUUAAUCAUAGACUUUUUGAACAGUUUUCCAACACACGUGAUACUGAAAGACUUAAAAAUGCUUAUCGUGAGUGGGCGUUGCGCCAAAAUAAGGAAUUGACAUUUGAAAGAAGUCAGCAUUAUCUGGAUACCCACCGUCGGAUAGUUGGACUUCUGUCCGAGAACGGGGUCGAAGCCCAGCGGGAAACGACAGCUCAUUGUGAAAAGGAAAAUAUAGUCCAGGCUGUUCCCGCUCGGUACCCAAAUGGCUUUUUUAAUCACACGACACUUAAUGGAGCAGCCGGCGGAUAUCCAAGAUUUGAACAUCAACAGAGGGAUUCAAUAGACAGAACAGUGACGAAAGUCGAGGACCCAUCAUGCAUGAUUUCAGUUGGUAACUACAUGCCUGUUCAGUCAAUGAUGCCGCCGGCUGUGCCCAUGAAUCAGAGUCCAACAUCGACGACAAUGGACCAUGUUGAUCCAAGGGAUAGAUACCAUCCGGCAUUGAUGAGUCCACAUUUUCUUGCCGACUCACGACGAAUGAAGGCAGAAACAUCACAUGGUGGAAAUGUGAAUAAACUGUGCCAGGUUUGCAGCGAUAAUGCCUCAGGAUUUCAUUACGGAGUUUGGUCAUGUGAAGGCUGCAAAGCGUUCUUCAAACGUAGCAUCCAAGGUCCAGUAGAUUAUGUGUGUCCUGCAACAAAUACAUGUACAAUAGAUAAGCAUAGAAGAAAAAGCUGUCAGGCUUGUCGACUUAGAAAGUGCUAUGAAGUUGGGAUGAACAAAGGAAGUCAAAGGAAAGAACGAAAGUCUAAUGGCUCAACACAGAAUAAAUCUCCUAAGCGACCUAGAUCAGAAUCUGGCGACAGUAUGAAUCAUGGUGUAGACAGUAUUCCGACACCUGCUAAGAAUUCAAGAAAGUCCAGAACAACUCUUAUCAUCGAAGCAUUGAGUAAAGCAGAUUUACCAAACCUUGAGAGCUAUCAUAACCACAGUUUGCCACCAACACGCACACAUCUACUCACAUCAUUUGUUAAACUUGCAGAAAAAGAACUUGUCUUUUUAAUCAACUGGGCUAAAAAUGUUCCAGGCUACACCGAAUUGAGUCUUGGGGAUCAAGUACAUCUGAUAGAGUGUUGUUGGAUGGAACUGCUCCUGCUUAAUUGUGCAUUCAGGUCUAUGGAGCAUGGUGGUCGCCGACUUGUCAUUGCACCAGAUCUUAUAUUAGAAAGGUCGUAUUGGUCAGUGUUAGGUAUGGCUGAUGUGCUGGAGCAUGUUGCAGCAAUCUCAGAUCAACUAGUGCAAUAUAACCUCCAUAAUGAAGAGCUGUUGUUGCUACAGGCAACGGUUCUUGCCAAUGCAGAGGUAAGAAAGCUGGCAAGCUUCAGUAAACUGCAAGAAAUACGACAAAAUAUAUUGGACAGUUCAGUUGACAUUGCACAAAAAUACCAUCCUGACAAUUUACGUCAUGUGCCGUCCCUUAUUUUAUUACUGACUCAUGUUAGACGGGCAGCAGAAAGGGCAACAUUGUACUUUCAAAGUGUUAAGAAAGAAGGGUUAGUGCCAUUCUGUGAUCUGUUGACAGAAAUGUUAGAUGCUCAAUCGGAAGAGAAAAAGCCGAGUAUUUCAAAUGAUUCAUAGCCUGAUUGUGUCUCGUGGAAGGACAGAAUCAUAGACAUUGUAAACAUCUCUGUAUAUAAUCAUAGGGCAGUGUUGGCAAUAUUGCCAGAAAAGUGUUUCCUUUGUGUCAUUUUAAUGGAUUGUCUUUCUGUAAUUAGUAAGCAUUUUCAGUAUGUACAUACUUGCUUUUUAUGUAAUAUAGAUUUCCCUUAUUACACAUGCCCGCUUUUUAUGUAAUAUAGGUUUCCCUUAUUACACAUGCCCGCUUUUUAUGUAAUAUAGGUUUCCCUUAUUACACAUGCCCGCUUUUUAUGUAAUGUAGAUUUCCCUUAUUACACAUGCCCGCUUUUUAUGUAAUAUAGGUUUCCCUUAUUACACAUGCCCGCUUUUUAUGUAAUGUAGAUUUCCCUUAUUACACAUGCCCACUUUUUAUGUAAUAUAGGUUUCCCUUAUUACACAUGCCCUGUACAAUAGAAAGGCACAGCUUUUUAUAUCCUGAUGGUUUGGGAAGUUUGCUUUUUUAUCACUUUAAUAGCACGUCGGAUUUUUGAAAAAAAAUCUACAAGGUAUUUCAUCACUUGAUGGUAGGUGUUUGGAUUUUUUUUAAGCCCAUUUUUUUUUUCUCUUACUGUAAAAGCUAUAUCUUUGAAACUUUGCACACUUGUUUAUCACAUUAAGAUGUGUAAGUGGACUGAGAACUAUAACUGUGAAUUUCCACUUUGUCAGACUUAUGACCCAUUAUGUAAAUUAUAGAAAACUGGAAUUUCUUGGUGAAAACUUUUAAGUUCACGUUACUCAAAUACUUUAAGAGUUAUAGCUUUGAAACUUUGUACACUCAAUGUCACUAAAUGAAUAUGUUGACCAAGAACCAUUACUCUCAAAUGAAUAUUGAUUUAGAAUUAUGGCUUGUUUUAACUGAAAGCUAUCUCUUUGUUAAAGUUGUUUAGGUCCACUUUACUUAAAUAUUUGAAGAGUUACAGCUUUGAAACUUUCAGUACUUGUUUGUCAUCUUUACAUAGGCCUAGAGUCAACUCUAGACAUGCAUUUCGUCAGAAUUAUGGACCUUUGUUUAUAUAGAAAAUUGGAAUUUCUUUGUUGAAAUAUUAAUUGAGGUCCUUUUUUCUUGAAUAAGCUUUGGAACUUGGAACACUUGUUUAGAAAGUAGGUCAAGAACGAUAAAUGUCUCUUGUAUUUUGUCAGAAUUAUGGCCCUUUUAACUUGGAAAACUGGUAUUCUUGGAUGUUGUAGAUUUUUGUUUAGCGCCGCUUUCCUUGAAUACUUUAUAUUUUUGUGGUCAUUAACUGGUGAGUUAAAAGGUCAGAAACCAUAAAUCUUUUCUUGCAUAUUGCCUAAUGUCAGGCACUGACAGAACUGACAGACCACAGAUAGCUCUUGUUUAACAUCCCAUGUUCUCUGUUAGAAAUUUGCAUUUAAAUAUGAAAUAUUGUUUGAUCUUAUUUAUAUUUAAUCUUUAAAAGAAAUGUUUUGUAUACUUCAUCCAUUUUGUUUAUAAAAUUAACAAUUUUCUAGAGGUUGGAGCUAGGUCUUCAAUUUUAUUAGUACUGUAUGCUAUAUAGAGCUAGUGUUCAGUGAUAUUUUUUAACAUAUUUUAAUUAUGUAUUUUAAAUUUCUUAAAAGUGCUCUAUCAUCUACCUCAAUUUUUCAAAACUCUUGUUAUUGUUAUAAUGUCAAUUAUUUUCUGGUUGCAUGUAUGUAAUGAUACUUGUGUGGGCUUGUGGGUAAUUUUUGUCUGGUUACAUAUAAAGUGAAUUUUUAGUCAGAUUACAUAAAUAUAAUUCUUAUUGGGUUACAUAUUUAAUUGGUCAAGUUAUAAAUGUAUGUAAUUAUACUGGAUAACAUAUGUGUAUUUCUUGAUGACUGUGUUUAAUUAUAACACAAAAGGUAAGAAACAUUUAAUUAAUAUCUGUAAUUCCAUAUUAUGAUCACUUAUUUGUAAUUAAAUGUCAUAUAAUGUGUGUUUUGAUUGUCAAAUGAAAUACAUAUGUUUUAUCAUUUCUAAAUUUCACAAAUGUAACAUUUUGAAAGUUUUUUUUGGUGUUUUUUAUCCCGCUGAAGGGAGGCAUAUAGUUUUUGAACCGUCGGUCUGUUCGCAAUUUUCGUGUCCGGUCCAUAUCUUUGUCAUUGAUGGAUGGAUUUUCAAAUAACUUGGCAUGAAUGUGUACCACAGUAAGACGACGUGUCGCGCGCAAGACCCAGGUCCGUAACUCAAAGGUCAAGGUCACACUUAGACAUUUAAGGUCAUUUUUCAUGAUAGUGCAUUGAUGGGCGUGUCCGUACCAUAUCUUUGUCAUUCAUGCAUGGAUUUUAAAAUGAUUAUGCAUGAAUGUGUGACACAGUAAGACGAAGUGUCGCGCGCAAGACACAGCUCCGAAGGUCAAAGGUCCUAAACUCUAACAUCGGCCAUAACUAUUCAUUCAAAGUGCCAUCGGGGGCAUGUGUCCUCCUAUGGAGACAGCUCUUGUUAGCUCACCUGUCACAAAGUGACAAGGUGAGCUUUUGUGAUCGCGCGGUGUCCGUCGUCCGUGCGUGCGUCCGUAAACUUUUGCUCGGGAUAUUUAUGAAAGGUGGUCAGAAUGUUCAUCUUGAUGAUAUAAAGGUCAAGUUCGAAACUGGGUCACGUGCCUUCAAAAACUAGGUCAGUAGGUCUAAAAAUAGAAAAACCUUGUGACCUCUCUAGAGGCCAUAUAUUUCACAAGAUCUUCAUGAAAAUUGGUCGGAAUGUUUACCUUGAUGAUAUCUAGGUCAAGUUUGAAACUGGGUUACGUGCCAUCAAAAACUAGGUCAGUAGGUCUAAAAAUAGAAAAACCUUGUGACCUCUCUAGAGGCCAUAUAUUUCACAAGAUCUUCAUGAAAAUUGGUCAGAACGUUCAUCUUGAUGAUAUCUAGGUCAAGUUUGAAACUGGGUCACGUGCCAUCAAAAACUAGGUCAGUAGGUCUAAAAAUAGAAAAACCUUGUGACCUCUCUAAAGGCCAUAUUUUUCAUGGGAUCUGUAUGAAAGUUGGUCAGAAUGUUCAUCUUGAUGAUAUCUAGGUCAAGUUCGAAAGUGGGUCACAUGCCAUCUAAAACUAGGUCAGUAGGUCAAAUAAUAGAAAAACCUUGUCACCUCUCUAAAGGCCAUAUUUUACAUGGGAUCUGUAUGAAAAUUGGUCUGAAUGUUCUUGAUGAUAUCUAGGUCAAGUUCGAAACAGGGUCAUGUGCGGUCAAAAACUAGGUCAGUAGGUCUAAAAAUAGAAAAACCUUGUGACCUCUCUAGAGGCCAUACUUGUAAAUGGAUCUCCAUAAAAAUUGGUCAGAAUGUUUACCUUGAUGAUAUCUAGGUCAAGUUUGAAACUGGGUCACGUGCCUUAAAAAACCAGGUCAGUAGGUCAAAUAAUAAAAAAAACCUUGUGACCUCUCUAGAGGCCAUACUUUUCAUGGGAUCUGUAUGAAAGUUGGUCUUAAUGUUCCCAUUGAUGAUAUCUAGGUCAGUUUCGAAACUGGGUCACGUGCGAUCAAAAACUAGGCCAGUAGGUAUAAAAAUAGAAAAACCUUGUGACCUCUCUAGAGGCCAUAUUUUUCAUGAGAUCUUCAUGAAAAUUAGUGAGAAUGUUCACCUUGAUGACAUCUAGAUAAUGUUCAAAACAGGGUCACGUACCUUCAAAAACUAGGUCAAUAGGUCAAAUAAUAGAAAAACCUUGUGACCUCUCUAGAGACCAUAUUUUUCAAUGGAUCUUCAUGAAAAUUGGUCAGAAUUUUUAUCUUGAUAAUAUCUAGGUCAAGUUCAAAACUGGGACACAUGAGCUCAAAAACUAGGUCACUAUGUCAAAUAAUAGAAAAAACGACAUCAUACUCAAAACUGGGUCAUGUGGAAAGAGGUGAGCGAUUCAGGACCAUCAUGGUCCUCCUGUUAUUUUUGCGGGAGGGGGGUUAUGUUUUUGUUUUUUGGUUGUUUUUUAAGCAAAUUUGACCUAGCUCUUGCGUCAGUUCUUACUUUUGCUGCAGUUUUCAGUUUAAAGAUAAUGUAUCACCUGUUUCUUUCUGCUGACGACAAUUAUUCAUUGUGUCUAGAUGGUGUUAUGCAUUGAUAUUUUAAGCCAAGGCAGAAAGGAACUGGUCAUAAGAAAUGGUUUAAAAAAAUGCUUAUUCAUUUGUUACUGUGUGUUAUUUGAUACAUUUAUCUUGAAACUUGGUUAUAUUUCUUAAAAUAUUUCUUGCCUACUUUUGCAGCAGAACUUGCUGUACCUGUAGCUUGUUUUAUCUUGUUUUCUGUUUUAGAAUUUGUAGCUUUACAGUUAAACACACAUAUAUGUACACAAAAUUGCUGGAUUUCAGUAAGAACUCUUCUCUGUGGACAUUUUACUGGUAAUGGCAUUUUUCAAUCUUUAUGUUAUUGUUUUGAAAUACUAAAGAAACUGUAGUGUAAGGUAUAGCAAAAAUAAUUUGUUUUUCAUACUAGAUAUUUCAGUGUUUUUGCUUACAUCAUUUAUAAAGCAUUGUUUUACUUCUUUCAAAUUCUGCAAGUGGGCGAUACUGAUAUUUUUCAAUGAAAAGGGCAUAUGCUGUAAUAAAUAUAGCUUAGUAUAGUGUGUUGCAAAUUUAAGCCACCUUAGUCAAAUUGAGCAGGGGGUUGGGUGUUGGGGAAAGGGUGAUUUUGUCUCUAUUUCCACAACAGUCUUUAGGUGCUGCUGUAAGUGAAGAAUUGAUGUUUUUGUUGGGUUAGCCUCCCACUAAAACUUGUUAUAUCAGCUGUACUAUUCUGUACAUAUUUUGUUUGUUUGUCAUCAGACAUAAAAUGAUGUUUGAUGUAAAUGUAAAUAUAUAUAUAUAUAUGUAAGUGCUAAGAGUAAUUUGUGUUUAUUGGUGUACAUGCAAAAUGUGCUGAACUGUUUACUUGUUGAUGGAUCAUUUUGUUAAAGAAAAUUUUCAUUUAUUUUAAUUUGCAACAUUACAUUUUACAGAAUGGUAUUUCAUUACAUUUGAAGUUUUUAUGAAAGUGAUAUAGAUUAUUAAUCCCCCGCCGUGGCGGAGGGAUUAUAGGAAUGGUCUGCAUCCGUCUGUCCGUCUUUCCGUCCGUCCUUCCGUCCGUAACAAAAUCGUGUCCGGUCCAUAUCUCCUAAACCCCUUGAAGGAUUUUCAUGAAACUUGGGUCAAAUGAUCACCUCAUCAAGACGAUGUGCAGAACCCAUGAGACAGCCUUGUCGGUUCAAGGUCAAGGUCACAACUCAAUGUCAAAGGUUUGAGCCUGCCAUUUUGUGUCCGCUCUAUAUCUCCUAAACCCCUUGAAGGAAUUUUAUAAAACUUGGGUCAAAUGAUCACCUCAUCAAGACGAUGUGCAGAACCCAUGAGUCAGCCAUGCCGGCUCAAAGUCAAGGUCACAACUCAAGGUCAAAGGUUUGAGCCUUCCAUUUUGUGUCCGCUCUAUAUCUCUUAAACCCCUUGAAGGAAUUUUAUAAAACUUGGGUCAAAUGAUCACCUCAUCAAGACGAUGUGCAGAACCCAUGAGUCAAUCAUGGUGGCUCAAGGUCAAGGUCACAACUUAGGGUCAAAGGUUGAACCUUCCAUUUUGUGUCCGCUCUAUAUCUCCUAAACCCCUUGAAGAAUUUUCAUCAAACUUGGGUCAAACGAUCACCUCAUCAAGGCGAUGUGCAGAAAUUAUAAGUCAGCCAUGUUGGCUCAAGGUCAAGGUCACAACUGAAGGUCAAAGGUUUGAGCCUUCCAUUUCGUGUCCGCUCUAUAUCUCCUAAACCCCUUGAAGGAAUUUUAUAAAACUUGGGUCAAAUGAUUACCUCAUCAAGAACUCAUGAGUCAGCCAUGUCAACUGAAGGUCAAGGUCACAACUGAAGGUCAAAGGUUUCAGCUCUGUAUCUCCUAAACCCUUUGAAGGAUUUCCAUGAAACUUUGGUCAAAUGAUCACCUCAUCAAGACGUUGUGCAGAAUUCAUGAGUCAGCCAUGUCAGUUCAAGGUCAAGGUCACAGCUAAAAUCAAAGGUUUUACCCUUUCACUAUCCAAAGCAGUGGCGGGGGAUUUAGCUGUCUUUAAGACUGCCUUGUUUGAAACUGUUUUGAUUCGUUCUUUUUUUUUCAGAAGUUUAGACAGGAGGUUUCACUUAUUGUUCAAUACCUCGUCUUGCUUAAAAGUUAACUGUCUAAUAUUAAUUUUCUUUUUGACUUCAUACUUUGAUCUUCUAUCUUGGGCGCAAAUUUUAAAGUAAAAAAGAAGCAACAUACUCUUGGCAAUUGAUUAGGAUGGUUAGAAGUAAUUUUGCAGUCCUUAAAUAAAUAAAAUAAAACGAGUGACAAACAACAACAGAGAGAAAAUUGACUAAACUUUCUUGAACGAGACUGUUCCCAUUAUACCUAUAUGUUUGUAAGUUGCUGUAAAAUUCUAUCCCAACACUAAAAUGUGGUUGUACUUGAUGAUUUCAAAGUAAGUAAAUCAUGGACAGAGUUCGAGGACCAGUCUAAAUAUUUCAGCACAAGACUGGUUGCUUCUGAGCACAAGUCUUGAAAUGGCCAAUGGCAAGUCUGCAUUUCGUAACUGGUCUCCAGACUUAGUCCUAUUAUUUAACAGUCGUCCUUGCACAUUAUUCACUAAGAAAUCUCAUUUUCACACGAAGGUUUUCCACCUUGUAUAAAAACAUCACAUUAAAUGAUAUUUAAAAUGUUUGUUAUUUUUAAAAGUAUGUCUGCCUGACUUAAAAUGGUUAAUAAAUAUGGUAAUAUUGAA